Coniophora puteana RWD-64-598 SS2 is the source of this 2735-nucleotide messenger RNA. RefSeq lists its product as uncharacterized. Lineage: Eukaryota; Fungi; Basidiomycota; Agaricomycetes; Boletales; Coniophoraceae. Gene Ontology annotation, molecular function: protein binding. The coding region runs from base 1 to 2583 and encodes 860 amino acids. The transcript is spliced from 4 exons. The record is from RefSeq and is a predicted model, not a curated record.
AUGUCCGACACCACCCCCUCCAUCUUCUCCCUCCCCGCAGAGGUCAUCGAACACAUCUUCAUCGCCGCAUCAUCCAACGCCUCCGCACGCAGCAUCGCCGCCCUCGCAGAGACAUGCAAAGCCUUCCACGCCAUCAUCUACCACGCACCCGACCACCACCUCUGGCGCGGCAUCUUCCUCGCCGCAUUCGACGACCCGCGCCCCGCCCUCCGGCACACCGCCGUCCUCCACCGCGGCGCGCGGCACGACGACCCGCACGGCACCCUCCAGGCCGUCGAGGACGCGUACGACUGGGCACGCGAGUACCAGCGCCGCGUCAAGGCAAAAAGUGUGCUCGCGAGGGCGGCAAAGCGCCGCACGGACGUGAAGGACCUCCCGCUGCGCGUGAUGCGGCACCGCGCGGGCGCCGUCACGGACGAGGUGCGGGCCCACUUAGCCGGGGGCGCGACGCCCGCGGAGGCGCACGACGUGCUCGAUGCGCUCCGCGCGCUGCUCGCGGCGCUCGAGACGGCCACGCCGUUCCCGCGCUUUCCGAGCAUCAAGUUCGAGGUGCAGGGUCUGCUCGCGGACGACGAGGACGAGGCGUCGCUCGCGCGCGCCCCGCCGUUUCCGCCGCUCCUUUUGCUGCUGUGCAGCGACGAGUUCCCGGAGAGUAUGCAGUGCCGGAACGCGGACUGGGUCGAGAGCAUUCUCUUUGGUGGCGACGGCGGAGGAGGUGGGGUAGGGUUUCCGCCGCAGCUCGUGCGCACGCUGCUCGCGAACAAGGAGCUGCACGUCGAAGGCUGCGCGGACUUUACACCCAACCUCGAGCAGCCCACCUACUGGACCGGGCCGGCGCACGACCUCGGCCAGGCGUUUCACAAGCUGCUGUGCUGCACGGGCUUCAUCCCGAUUCGCCAGCCGGAGUCGCCCAAGCCUGCGUCAAAGGCUGAGGAUGCGCCAAAGGAUGCCGCUGUCGAUGAACCGGCGCAUAUAAUCACGGGAGCUACAGAAUCCACUGGCCAGACCGAAGACUCCACCACCGCUCCCACCGAAGAGACCGACGCAUCCUCUUCCUCCUCGCCCGCUCCGGGCAUCACAAUGGAAGAACCCACCCCCGUCGCCGACGACGACGGCGGCGACGGCGACGAAGAAACCGGGAGCGGGGGCGUGUACGGCCUCUCGAUCCUGCACGCGCUCGAAUACACGUCCUCGCACUCGCUCAAGCAGCGCUUCCCCUCCGCCGAGAAACAGCACACCGAGGCGCGCUCGCUCGCGCGCCGCAGGGUGUACGAUAUGCGGUAUCUGCACCCUGCGAGGCAGUGGGGGCCGUAUUUGCCUGUAAAGCGCGCGCCGAGGGCUUCUUCUUCUGCCGCUGGGAAGGGCAAGGCGCGGGACAGUGCGGAUGGGGAUGGCACGGAAUCGAGCGACGGGGAAUAUGUGCCUCCACCGGCCACGACGCAUCAAGCCUUCGCCGAGGAAGACAACGACGCUCUCACGGAGGAAAACUCAGACGACGACCCAGACCCCGACGAAGCCGAAACAGAAUCCGACAACGACGCGGACAACGAAGGCCUACACGCCCUGCCCCUCGCACACAACCUCCGCCCGCUGCGCCCGCCCAUCCAGCCGUACGAGCUCGCGCCGGACUGGGUGUGGCUCGCGAGCGCGCGCAUCGUCGUCGAGGCGAACCUGGGCGAGAUGUACCAGCGCAGCGCGGCGCCGGACCGGCUCGCGCUGGGCGAUAUUUUGCAUGCGCUGAGGCGGGCGCAGGCGACAAGGGUUGGGUCGAGUCCGGGGUUUUGGAACGAGUGGGCGAGGCAGCGGGGGGAGGGGGAUGCGAAGGGCAAGGCGAAGGGGAGGGAGACGGCACAGGAGGGAGAGGCGUCGACCAGCAGGGCUGCGAACGGGAGAACGUCGGUUCCUACGCCAAAGUUGACUGGGGACCCGGAAGAUCUGGAAGAGUGCGAGGGCUGGGACUGGGCUGGGAUCGAGGGCAUCUGGAGACGCUGCAUCUGCUGGCUCGACUACCGCGACCUCCUCCUCCACAACGUCUCCUCCCAACGCUUCCUCGAUGAAUCCACGCGCGAAGCCUGCCGCAUGGUCCCCAUGACCGCGCGCAUUACAAAAUACACCCGCGCCCCACAGCCGCCCACCACCAACGACGGCGACACCGCAUUCGAAUACCCGCCCAUCAUCCACAUCGAGGGCGAAUCCAUCGGCUCAGACCGCGACCCCCGCGCGCCGCGCAGAAACUGGGGCAAAGUCAUGAUGCUCGCGGACGGCUCCAUCCGGUGGCACAUGGUGCGUUCCGUCGUCCUCCCUUUCUGCCCCGUCUUUUACCCCGUCUCUUUCCCCCUCGUCUCGCAUCGCCUCGCAUUUCUGCGUUUCCUCUCUAUCAAAGUACGCGCUCGAGCUGACAUAAAGGUCGACCUCGUCAUACAGGAAACACGCACGCCGGGCUCAGACGACCCAGAGUGGUCCUCCGAGGCGAUCCAGAUCGGCGGUCCCGGCGCCGCGUCCGGGUGGCUCGGGUGCUGGACGGGCGCGCAGCACGAGAGGCCGGACCCGUUAGGUCCGUUCUGGGCAUGGAAGGUUGGUUAAAUUCUGAACGUUUCUCGACUAUGCUGCACAAUUGGGAGGCGCAACUAUUGGAUGAAGUGCAACAUUGCAUGCUUGGAAGGACUGCCGUAGAUCAUUAGUGUAUGUUGCGGACUUUGAAGAUAGGCAUUACUGUGGAACAAAUGUAUUCGCUG